CAUUCACCAGCAGACAUGGUCAAAGCUAUUAGGGUUCAUGAAUUCGGUGGCCCUGAGGUGUUAAAAUGGGAAGAUGUGGAAAUAGGGGAGCCAAAGGACGGUGAAAUUCGUGUGAAAAACAAGGCUAUUGGACUGAACUUCAUUGAUGUCUACUUCCGCAAAGGGGUUUAUAAGGCUUCCACAAUCCCAUUCACCCCAGGUGGGGAGGCUUGUGGUGUUGUGACCGCAGUAGGUCCCGGGCUAACUGGCAGGCAAGUCGGUGAUAUUGUUGCUUACGCCGGGGCUCCAAUGGGCUCUUAUGCUGAAGAGCAGAUCCUUCCUGCCGACAAAGUUGUGCCGGUUCCUGAAUCCAUUGGUCCUGUUAUUGCUGCGUCUAUAAUGCUUAAGGGCAUGACGACUCAGUAUCUACUCCGUCGUUCCUUCAAGGUUGAACGCGGACACACAAUUCUUGUCCACGCAGCGGCGGGGGGAGUUGGAUCACUAUUAUGCCAAUGGGCUAAUGCUCUUGGAGCCACUGUCAUUGGAACUGUCUCUACAAAAGAGAAAGCCGCUCAAGCCAAGGAUGAUGGAGCUCACCAUGUCAUAAUUUACGGGGAAGAGGAUUUUGUUGCCCGCGUUAAUGAGAUUACAUCAGGCAACGGGGUUGAUGUCGUCUAUGAUUCUGUAGGGAAGGAUACCUUUCAGGGAUCGUUGGCAUGCUUAAAACUCCGUGGAUACAUGGUGAGUUUUGGACAGUCAUCAGGGGCACCAGAUCCAGUACCAUUAUCAGCUCUUGCGGCAAAAUCACUGUUCUUAACGAGGCCAAGUCUCAUGCACUACAAUGCAACUCGAGAUGAACUACUGGCGGCCGCUGGAGAGGUCUUUGCCAGUGUUGCAACAGGUGUUUUGCAGGUUCGAGUAAAUCACACAUACCCUCUGUCUCAGGCAGCUCGGGCACAUGCAGACCUAGAGGGUCGUAAAACAACCGGUUCUGUUGUUCUUAUACCCUAAUUCUGAUUUGUCGUUGUUGUAAAUAGUUGGUUGUUCAUUUCAAAAGGCGUCAGUGAGUAUGUAUACCUUGGAAAGUUCUGCACCUGUUUUGGUUUAGCUAUUCCAUGUAUGUAAUUGUAAUCAAAAUUGAAAAAAAUCGUGGCAUGUCUACUUCUUCCUAGUUAUUCCACGUGAGAUUUUUUGGCCCGUUACAUCGCCACCUUUCGCCAAACGACAAUCGUGAUUAUGAAUGAACAGAUU
Molecule: messenger RNA, 1230 nt
Organism: Morus notabilis
Lineage: Eukaryota; Viridiplantae; Streptophyta; Magnoliopsida; Rosales; Moraceae
Product: quinone oxidoreductase
Exons: 5
Coding region: 16-990 (324 amino acids)
Biological process (GO): cellular response to oxidative stress
Cellular component (GO): cytoplasm; cytosol
Molecular function (GO): quinone reductase (NADPH) activity
Source: RefSeq, a predicted model, not a curated record